This is a messenger RNA of Sinocyclocheilus grahami, 1797 nucleotides long. RefSeq names its product cholinergic receptor, nicotinic, beta 4 (neuronal) (gene chrnb4). NCBI's taxonomy places the organism in Eukaryota, Metazoa, Chordata, Actinopteri, Cypriniformes, Cyprinidae. Gene Ontology annotation, biological process: monoatomic ion transmembrane transport. The record is from RefSeq and is a predicted model, not a curated record. Gene Ontology annotation, molecular function: acetylcholine-gated monoatomic cation-selective channel activity; transmembrane signaling receptor activity. Gene Ontology annotation, cellular component: postsynaptic membrane.
GGCAGGGAGGCGCGGAUGAGUGUGUGUGUGUGUGUGUGUGUGUGUUGGCGGAACAGGAGCGAGCCCUGGAUGUUCCGCUGCUGCUCGUGCUGUGGCUGCGGGUGCGAGCGCUUCAUCCUCCUCCUCAUCCUCAGUGCUGUUCGCGCUUGUGAAGUUCUGCGGUUCUGCAUGAGGCUGGAUGGGACUGAAGAGCAGCGAAACACACGCUGCCAUGACGCGCGCGCUCACCGUCAUCGUUUGCAUAUUUACUCUCAUCCGAAGUGGACUCUGUGCGGACUCAGAGGAGCGCUUGAUGAACUGGCUGCUGGGUAAAGAGCGCUAUAAUAAACUGAUCCGGCCGGCACUGAACCGGACCGAGAGAGUGACGGUCCUCCUGCAGGUUUCUCUGGCACAGCUCAUCAGUGUGAAUGAGAGGGAGCAGAUCAUGACGACGAACGUCUGGCUCACUCAGAACUGGAAUGAUUAUCGGCUGUCGUGGGACCCGGCGGAGUACGAGGGAAUCGACAAGCUCCGGAUCCCCUCCAGACACAUCUGGCUGCCUGAUAUAGUGCUGUACAACAAUGCGGAUGGGACGUACGAGGUGACGGUCUUCACCAACGCCAUCGUCCUGUUCAACGGCAGCAUCGCCUGGCUCCCUCCCGCUAUUUACAAGAGCGCCUGCAAGAUCGAGGUCAAGCACUUCCCCUUCGACCUGCAGAACUGCACACUCAAGUUCCGCUCCUGGACCUACGAUCACACCGAGAUCGACCUGCUGCUGAAGUCCGAGGUGGCCAGCAUGGACGACUUCACCCCCAGCGGCGAGUGGGACAUCCUGGCUCUGCCGGGCCGGAGGACGGUCAGCGCUCUGGACCCCACCUACGUGGAUCUGACCUACGACUUCAUCAUCAAGCGCAAGCCGCUCUUCUACACCAUCAACCUGAUCAUCCCCUGCGUGCUCAUCACCUCGCUGGCCAUCCUGGUCUUCUACCUGCCUUCGGACUGCGGCGAGAAGAUGACGCUGUGCAUCUCCGUCCUUCUGGCGCUGACUGUCUUCCUCCUGCUGAUCUCCAAGAUCGUGCCGCCCACGUCGCUGGAUGUUCCCUUGAUAGGGAAGUACCUGAUGUUCACUAUGGUGCUGGUGACCUUCUCCAUCAUCACCAGUGUGUGUGUGCUGAACGUGCACCAUCGCUCUCCGAGCACACACAGCAUGCCGGACUGGGUCAAGCUGGUGUUCCUGGUCAGACUUCCAGCGCUGCUGUUCAUGCAGAGACCGCGGGGAAAAUCGGCCCAUCGCUGUCUGCGGGAUCCUGGAUCAUCUCUGCUGGGCUUCGACGAUCCUCGCAAAUCCGGCAUGUCGUCGUCGGCCUCCGUGCUUUUGGCCGCAUCCUCGGCGCUCUCGUCGCCUGGACACUUUUACAGCAGAGGACCUCAGAUCCAGAAAAGAGAUCUGCGGCCCGCUGGGUUCCUGCCCGACGCACACAACUCCACACAGGACCUGAGAGAGAGCAGGCCGGCUCCAGACCGGGGAUCUGAGAUUCAGGAGGCCGUGGACGGCGUUCGCUACGUAGCGGAUCACAUGAUGGGAAACGACGACGAUCAAAGCGUCAUCGAGGACUGGAAGUACGUGGCCAUGGUGGUGGACCGCCUGUUUCUGUGGAUCUUUGUGAUUGUGUGUGUGGUGGGAACGCUGGGUCUGUUCCUCCAGCCGCUCCUGCAGAGCCACACCGCAGGCAUCCAGCAGCCCAGCGCAGAGCCGUCCAGACGAGACGGGAUGUGAGCCGGAGAGCUCAAUCAACUCAUGCUUUAUAUAUAUAUACA